AAAAAAAGAAAAAAAAAAAGAAAAGCCUUAUUUAUUAUCAUUUUCCCCACCGUUGGCAUGGCAACACAGGCGUACGUUACUGAGCUACAGGCAGCCCCGCAACCAUCCCAGCCGCCACAGGCCCCUCCACAGGCCCAGCCCCAGCCACCGCCACCACCACCCUCAGCAGCACCCCAGCCCCCCCAGCCCCCCGCCACCACCGCCACCCCCCAGCCCCAGUAUGUCACCGAGCUGCAGAGUCCGCAGCCUCAGGCACAGCCACCGGGCGGCCAGAAGCAGUACGUGACAGAGCUCCCGGCCACCCCCACGCCCUCGCAGCCGGCCGGCACACCCGCCCCAUCCCCGGCGUCCCAGCAGUACAUCGUGGUCACCGUCUCCGAAGGUGCCAUGCGGGCCAGCGAGACUGUGUCAGAGACCAGCCCGGGCUCCACGGCCAGCCAGACCGGAGUCCCCACUCAGGUGGUGCAGCAGGUGCAGGGCACCCAGCAGCGGCUGCUGGUCCAGACGAGCGUGCAGGCCAAGCCGGGCCACGUGUCACCCCUCCAGCUCACCAACAUCCCGGUGCCCCAACAGGCUCUCCCCACACAGCGUCUGGUGGUGCAGAGCACAGUCCCGGGCGGCAAGAGCGGCCAGGUCUCCCUGACGGUGCAUGGCACGCAGCAGGUGCACUCACCUCCUGAGCGGUCGCCAGUGCAGACCAAUAGCUCCUCCAGCAAGACGGCUGGGGCCCCCACGGGCACGGUGCCUCAGCAGCUGCAAGUCCACGGCGUCCAGCAGAGUGUCCCCGUCACCCAAGAGAGGUCCGUGGUCCAGGCCACUCCACAAGUGCCCAAAGCUGGCCCCGUGCAGCAGCUCACAGUGCAAGGGCUCCAGCCGGUCCACGUGGCUCAAGAGGUGCAGCAGCUCCAGCAGGUGCCAGUCCCACAUGUGUACUCCAGCCAAGUGCAGUAUGUGGAGGGCAGUGAUGCCAGCUACACGGCCAGCGCCAUCCGCUCCAGCACCUACCCCUACCCCGAGACGCCACUGUACACGCAGACGGCAGGCACCAGCUACUACGAGGCCGCGGGCACGGCUGCCCAGGUCAGCACACCUGCCACCUCCCAGGCGGUGGCCAGCAGUGGCUCUGUGCCCAUGUACGUGUCCGGCAGCCAGGUCGUCGCCAGCUCCACCAGCAGUGGGAGUGGGGCCAGCAACAGCAGCAGCGGCGGCAGUGGCGGCGGGGGAGGCGGUGGCGGGGGCGGUGGCAGUGGCAGCAGCAGUGGCAGCGGAGCGGGCACCUACGUGAUCCAAGGCGGCUACAUGCUGGGCAGUGCCAGCCAGUCCUACUCCCACACCACCCGUGCCUCACCAGCCACUGUCCAGUGGCUCCUGGACAACUAUGAGACAGCCGAGGGCGUGAGCCUGCCUCGGAGCACCCUCUACUGCCACUACCUGCUGCACUGCCAGGAGCAGAAGCUGGAGCCUGUCAACGCCGCCUCCUUCGGCAAGCUCAUCCGCUCUGUCUUCAUGGGCCUGCGCACCCGACGUCUCGGCACCAGGGGCAACUCCAAGUACCACUACUAUGGCCUGCGCAUCAAGGCCAGCUCACCCCUGCUGCGGCUGAUGGAGGACCAGCAGCACAUGGCCAUGCGGGGCCAACCCUUCUCGCAAAAACAGAGGCUCAAACCCAUCCAGAAGAUGGAGGGCAUGACCAACGGUGUGGCCGUGGGGCCACAGCAGGCCACUGGGCUGUCGGACAUCAGCGCCCAGGUCCAGCAGUACCAGCAGUUUCUGGAUGCCUCGAGGAGCCUCCCUGACUUCUCAGAGCUCGACCUCCAGGGCAAAGUGCUGCCCGAAGGCAUCGGGCCUGGGGACAUCAAGGCCUUCCAGGUCCUGUACCGGGAACACUGUGAGGCCAUCGUCGAUGUCAUGGUGAACCUGCAGUUCACCCUGGUGGAGACGCUGUGGAAAACCUUCUGGAGGUACAACCUGAGCCAGCCCAGCGAGGCACCGCCGCUGGCUGUGCAUGAUGAGGCCGAGAAGCGGCUGCCCAAGGCCAGCCUGGUGCUCCUCUCCAAGUUCGAGCCCGUGCUCCAGUGGACCAAGCACUGUGACAACGUGCUGUACCAGGGCCUGGUGGAGAUCCUCAUCCCCGAUGUGCUGCGGCCCAUCCCCAGUGCCUUGACCCAAGCGAUCCGGAACUUUGCCAAGAGCCUGGAGAGCUGGCUCACCCACGCCAUGGUGAACAUACCCGAGGAGAUGCUGCGGGUGAAGGUGGCAGCGGCCGGUGCCUUCGCGCAGACCCUGCGGCGCUACACGUCGCUCAACCACCUGGCGCAGGCGGCGCGCGCUGUGCUGCAGAACACCGCGCAGAUCAACCAGAUGCUGAGCGAUCUCAACCGCGUGGACUUCGCCAACGUGCAGGAGCAGGCCUCGUGGGUAUGCCGCUGCGAGGACCGCGUGGUGCAGCGGCUGGAGCAGGACUUCAAAGUGACUCUGCAGCAGCAGAACUCACUGGAGCAGUGGGCGGCCUGGCUGGACGGCGUCGUGAGCCAAGUGCUUAAGCCCUACCAGGGCAGCGCCGGCUUUCCCAAGGCCGCUAAGCUUUUCCUCCUCAAGUGGUCCUUCUACAGCUCCAUGGUGAUCCGGGACCUGACUCUGCGCAGCGCCGCCAGCUUCGGCUCCUUCCAUCUCAUACGGCUGCUCUACGAUGAGUACAUGUACUACCUGAUCGAGCAUCGCGUGGCCCAGGCCAAGGGCGAGACCCCCAUUGCCGUCAUGGGCGAGUUCGCCAACCUGGCCACCUCGCUGAACCCCCUGGACCCGGACAAAGACGAGGAGGAGGAAGAGGAGGAGGAAAGCGAGGACGAGCUGCCGCAGGACAUCUCGCUCGCGGCCGGUGGCGAGUCGCCCGCGCUGGGCCCCGAGGCUCUGGAGCCACCGGCCAAGCUGGCGCGGACAGACGCACGCGGCCUCUUCGUGCAGGCGCUGCCCUCCAGCUAAGCCCGUGGCCUCCCCCAUCCCCCCACACCACCCCCCGCCCCGCCCCGCCCCGCC
Balaenoptera musculus (blue whale) is the source of this 3036-nucleotide messenger RNA. It is a transcript of the gene RFX1, whose product is annotated as regulatory factor X1. The transcript has 20 exons. The record is from RefSeq and is a predicted model, not a curated record. Gene Ontology annotation, cellular component: nucleus. Bases 58 to 2982 code for a protein of 974 amino acids. Gene Ontology annotation, biological process: regulation of transcription by RNA polymerase II. Gene Ontology annotation, molecular function: DNA-binding transcription factor activity, RNA polymerase II-specific; RNA polymerase II cis-regulatory region sequence-specific DNA binding. NCBI's taxonomy places the organism in Eukaryota, Metazoa, Chordata, Mammalia, Artiodactyla, Balaenopteridae.